Molecule: messenger RNA, 6273 nt
Organism: Diabrotica virgifera virgifera (western corn rootworm)
Lineage: Eukaryota; Metazoa; Arthropoda; Insecta; Coleoptera; Chrysomelidae
Product: glutamate-gated chloride channel alpha-like
Exons: 5
Coding region: 507-1529 (340 amino acids)
Biological process (GO): regulation of membrane potential; signal transduction; chemical synaptic transmission
Cellular component (GO): synapse; membrane; neuron projection
Molecular function (GO): neurotransmitter receptor activity; extracellular ligand-gated monoatomic ion channel activity; transmembrane signaling receptor activity
Source: RefSeq, a predicted model, not a curated record
AUAAAUACAAGUUACAAUUCUGAAAAGUAUUUAAACUCAUUUAAACACCAAGUAUGGUACUCUGUACUCUAUUUACUCUGUAAAUACAAAAAAGUAUUUAAAUUUUGAAAUAUGUACUGCCAAUCAGCCCUGAAAGUUAAAAUAUGAGGUCCAUUCAACGAACUGUCAAUACUGAUUCAAUCGGGUCCAUUUAUAUAGGCAACUCAAAUUACACGGCCUGUCAAAUUCUCCAGCACCUUGUCUGUCUCUCUCUAGAACCUCUCUCUUGUAUGUUGGUGGCAAUCUCGCUUCACUAUUUGAAUGGGACAGGGCCAUUCUAUCCGUAUUGACAGUUCAUUGGUAUUAACUGUGUUGUGAAUUUUUAAAACUUUUAAGUGUGGUUUUUGACCGUUGUGAGAAAUUAUUUAUUUAGUUUUGUGUUUAUAAUUUAAACUCUUGUUUUAUUUUCAAAGUGUUCUUUUUGUUGUAUCGUUUUUUAGCUUUCAUUUAAAAAAAGACACGGAAUAAUGGGAAACAGAACAUAUUUAGAUUGCUUAAUGUUAUUAGGGACCACUAUGUCUUUAGAUUUACCUGACAUGAACAGUUUAAUUAUUGAAGAUGUUUAUACAACUACAGUAACUGUUUCUAUUAAUAUCGAGGAUAUUUCUAUAGAUGAUAAAAAUUUGGAUAUGCAAGUGAUAUUUCUUCUGAACCAAAAAUGGCAAGACCCACGACUAGGUGCAAAUAUUCAAACCAGAAAAAUGGCAGUAGCUGGUAAAAUAUGGGAUCCAAAAAUUACAAAUUGUAAUGGAAAUGCGUUUGGAGAUGAUUUUAAAGAUACCUUAUUUUGGCGAGGAUAUGAAGAAGGGUCUGUAAUUUUUAAUAAGAAAAUGAGGCUAAGACUUGAAUGCACCAGAUAUCUUCAAAAAUUUCCUUUUGAUGUACAAUUUUGUGAAAUCAAAUUUGGUUCGUAUAGAUUUACCAAGGAAGAAGUUUCACUGGAAUGGGACAAUCAAAUUCCAAUAAUUAUGCAAAACAAAUUAAAAUCUACAGAAUUUUACCUACAAAAUGUUUCAACUGAAAUAAUUACAGAAAUAAGACCAACAGGUAACUUCAGCGCAGCUACAGUCUUGUUCAGCAUUAAACGAGAUCCUAAACAUUACCUUAUAAGUAUUGGUGUAAUUUGCAGCACAUUGACAAUUCUCAGUUAUUUAUCCAUAUGGACAACAGCAUCAACCGGAUCUCAACUAAAUUUAAUAUCACUUAUUGUUCAUACAUAUUUUUACUAUUAUUCAACCUGCGCAAUAUAUCCUGUCCCCUACCUAAAGCGCUUAGAUAUUUUAGUAGGGCUCUCAAGCUGCUUUUCACUAAUUUUAUUUAUUGGUUCUACAGUGUCUGUGGAGUUACGAAAUAAUCCCAGUAACCAUGUUUUUAGUGACAGUUUGAACUUAGAAAUUGAUUUAAAUACUAAAUGGAAAGUUCUAUUAAUUAGACUAGGAUUCCCGUUAUUUUAUGUUACUGUUAUAUUGAUGAACUUAAUUUUUGUAUAAUUACGUUAACACAAACUUUUCGACUUUGCUAUAAAUCUUACUAAAAUUACGAAAGAUAUGUUUGAUCAAAAAAAUAUUUUAAUCCCUUGAAUGUAAUCCAUGUAAAUAAUUAUAAUUAUUAUUCUUUAAAUUUAUCCUUAUUCGGCUUCCUCUAAACCAGUGUUUCCCAACGUGGGACCCACGCCCCACAGGGGGGCAAUUUAAUAGUUGAGAGGGUCAAUUCGUUUAUGGGCUGGACACGAGUUUAACCAUUUUGCUAUGGGUCAUUUAAAUGCAAUGCUAGAUUUCUGUGAAAAACGUUAAAGUCUCUAUUUAGUGUCCAUACUUCAUCUAAUAAUCAUAUUUUUGAGGCUAGUAUCUUCUUGAUAAAUGUUAUCAAAUAACGUUAUUCAUCGCUAAAACCGUCAAUAACAGCAUUUCUUAAAACAGUUCUUGAAAAGGAUAACAAAAAUGUAAAAGCAAUGCCACAACAAUACUGUUAGCAGAAGAAUAGACGAAAUGGUUGAAGAUAUUGAAAAGCAACUUGUUGAAAAGCUGGAAACAAGAAAUUUCUUAGUGCAAAUGGAUGAAUCACCUUUGAGAGACAGUGAAGCAGUAUUAAUAACUUACAUAAGAUAUAUUGAGACAGGGCAUUUUGUUGAAGAAAUGUUGUUCUGUAAAAGGUUACAAAGCAGGUUAGAAAGGUUAGAAAAGCGAAGACAUUUAGUGUAAUUACCAAGAUUGAGUUAUGUCAGCUCUUGUCGAUGCAAAAGCGGAGAUUUUCCAUUUUUUUUUUUCUAAUUUAAACAAAUUAAAAGAAUCGUUUUCUAAUUUAAAACAAAUUCAUUUUCCAACAUGCAUGAUGCAGCCAAUGUUAGUGGAUUUGUCUGACAUAUCAAAUACGCAGUAUCAAGAACUUGUAGAGUUGCAAAAUGAUGAAUCAGAUAAAACUUAAUAUAAAGCGAUGGCAUGGCUUUGUGGGAAAACAGAAAUGAAAUACCCAAACUCAAUCAAAUGUCCAAGGAAACUAUUGCUACUGUGUUCUUCAUAUUUAGCUGGAGGUGGAUUUAGUGCUAUAAAUGAUUUACUGAUAAAAAAAAUCGCCUGGAUUCACGUAGACUUGAUAUUGAAGCUAAUAUAACCAAAUUGGAAACUAAUAUAAAAUCUCUGUGCAGCUCGAAUCAAGAGCAAGUAUCUUAUUAAAUUAAAAUAACAAUUAAUACAGCAAAAUCAAAAUUAUUUGGAAUCUGAAUUUGAGUUCUAAGUGAACAAUAUUCAAAAUUAUAUGUACCUAUGUUACAUUGGGAGGUGGGGCAUAAGAAUUUUUCGCAUGUCUCAAAUGGGACACGGCACAAAAAGGUUGGGAAACACUGGUCUAAACUAAGUAGAAGAAUCGUUCAAAAUUAAUUUUAAAUAUUCUAACAACAAGGAUGUACACUUACAUUAUUUUAUUCUGAAAAUGUCUUAAAACAAAGAAAUAACAGAAUUCAGUCAGAUAAAAGAAAUAUACUUUGACUUGGUCUUCUUCUAUCCUGCUUUGAGGCCUAUUGAAAAACUAAAAUACACUCACGGACAAAAAUAUUGCAUAUUUUGAAAUUAACGUGUGAAAUAAAAUUUUUUGUGCUGCUCCAUAAAAUGCGAUGUUCUAAUGUAUCAUAUAAAUGGUAUAAUCGGAUUUAAAUUUAAUAUGGGCUAUGUGGUGGCCUGUAAUUUGUAAAUUGAAUCUCGAUCAAGAUAAAUAAGUAUUCACUAUUCUACCGACAUGAAGAUCCGCGUUAUGGUACAUUAACACGAAGUUGUUAUCCAAUAUCGCUGGCAAAUGGCAAAACAUGAUCUUUUAAAAUGUUAUUAAUGUACAUAUCAACUGUCAUUCUGUAUCUCCUUUCCAAGAAAUACCAUUCCAUAGCACUAUGCCGCCACCACCAAAAUUAACACUCUGUAUGAGGUUACAUCUGGCAUACCGUUCACCAAAUGGAAGCAAGAUUUACAAAACUUCGCCUACAGAAGAGUUGGCGAACAGUAUUUCAGUUGUAACCUGAUACAGAGCGUUAGUUUUGGUGGUGGCGGCGCGGCAUAGUGCUAUGGAGCGGUAUUGCUUUGAAAGGACAUACCGAACACGUGAAGGUGAUUAGGCGAAUACCAACUGAUAUGUGCAUUGAAAACAUUUUAGAAGAUCAUGUUUUGCCAUUUGAAAGCCAUAUUGGAUAUGACGUAUUGGUGCUAAUGCACGUCUUCAUGUCGCUAGCAUAUUGAAUACCGAUGUACUUACACCUUGAUGAGAUUCAAUUAAAAAUUAUACUGGUUACUACAUAGCCCAUAUCACAUUUAAAUCCGAUUAUAGCAUUUAUGUGAUAGGUACUUUAAAACAUCACAUACGGAAAAGAAAUUCUAUUCCUGAUACAGGAAGGCUAACGAUACCAGCACAAAAAAUUUCAUUUCACAUGCAUAUGCAAUAUUUUUGUCCGUGAGUAUAUAAAGACCUUCGCGGAGUCUUCCUCUAUACAUUCCACCAUUAAAACUUCCCCGGUUCCAGUGUUCCCGUACAUUAUUUUAUUUAUGGGUAUAAAACCAUAGUUCAAAGUGAUCACAAACCUUUUAUGGCAAUUAUUGAGAAGGAUCUUAAUAAAGUCAGUGCUAGAUUGCAAAGAAUGUUACUUAAAUUAUUAAAGUAUGAUAUCAACCUUGUUUAUUUGCCAGGUAGAGACAUGGUAAUUGCAGACACAUUAUCUAGGUCAUAUUUAAAAACAGAAGUUGAGGAUGAUCCAGAAACGGAAUACGCCAUUCAUGCCAUAUCUAAGGAUAUACCUAUGAGUGAAAAUAAGAAAAUAAUAUUUCAAAAGGAAAUUGAUAACGAUGACCCAUUAAGAAAAAUAAAAGGAUACUGCAUUGAAUCUUGGCCUGUUAGUGAUAAAAAUUUGAACAAAGAAUUAAAGUUUUACUAUAAAGUAAAGAAAAGAUUUAUUUAUCUAAUAAUUUAUUAUUUUUGUAAUAUAAAGUUAUUGUUCCAAAUUCACUAAGGAAACAAAUGUUGGAAUUGGUUCAUAAAGCACAUUUUGGUAAUUCAGAAACUAAAGCCAAAGCUAGACAAUUACUGUAUUGGCCUUAUUUAAAUAGAGAUAUAGAGAAUAUGAUUUCAAAGUGUGAAAAAUGUCAAAUAUUUCAAAGAUCUAAUCAAAAAGAGCCAUUAAUUAAUCAUUUAAUACCUUAAUGUUGUUCUGAAGCUAUUUCCUUGUGGCAUUUUUAUAAUUAAGUAUUUUCUAUGGGAAAUAAGCCACAAUUUUACUAAAAAAUGAAUUUAUUAACAACGAAAUUUUGACAUGUAUUUUGACAACGAAACCCGAUUUGGGCUUCGAAACGUUAAUAAAUUCAUUUUUUAGUAAAAUUGUGGCUUAUUUCCCAUAGAAAAUACUUAAUUUAAUACCUUGUAGACCAUGGCAAUAUUUAUUUUCAGAUUUUUUUCAAUAUGAUAAUAAGAACUAUUUAUUGAUUGUGGAUUCCUAUUCUAAGUGGUUGGAAGUAACUGAAACUAAAUGUAAAACAACUCAGGAGGUAAUUAAUUUUUGCAAAGAAAAAUUUGUUCAAUUCGGUAUCCCUGAAAAAUUUUAUGCAGAUAAUAUGCCAUACAAUUCUGAGAAUUUUAAGAAGUUUGCUUAAGAUUGGGAUUUUGAAGUUAUUUUUAGCAGUCCGUAUCAUUCCCAAUCAAAUGGACUUGCAGAAAAAUAUGUGGGAAUAACUAAACAAAUGUUACAAAAGUCUGAAUCUACUAAAGAUUUGCCUAUUCUACUUAUGGAAUACCGGAAUACCCCUUAACAAAUUUAGACUAUUCUCCAUCCCAAUUAUUUUUACACAGAAUGUUAAAAAGUUGGAUACCUACGUCUAAUGAAAAUUUAAUUCCAAAAGUUUUAGAUUCCACUGUUAUAAAGGAAAAAUUGAAACAUAAUCAAAAUGUUCAAAAAUAAUAUUUUGACCGAAAUGCAAAAGACUUAGAGAAACUUAAUAAAGGGGAUAACAUUUUAAUUCAGAAAGGAAAAGUAUGGGAAAAUGGGGUAAUAAGAGACAUAGUUAAUGAUAGGUCUUAUAUUGUACAGGAUUCAAAUGGUACAGAAUGUAGACGGAAUAGAAAGUUUCUAAAUAAAACUAAUUUAUCGUGUAACAAACACUUUUUAUUAUAUGAUUUUCAUUUGAAUUUAUUCAAAAAUGAAAUUAUCUUGGUUGACAAUAAUUAGGUACACAAUGUUAGUAUCCCAAUUAAUUGAUCAUGGUAAAACUGAUAUCCCAACUGAAUCUUAUAUUAAAAUUGUGAGUCAGAAUGAUAGUGAUAGGAUCUAAUCUAUAAAAAUCAUAGUGAUCAUGAAGGUCUUCUGAUGUUGAGAUUGAGAUGUUUGAAAAUGUUAAUUUAAAUAAUGGGGUUAUUGUCGAUAACCUACUGAAUGUAAGAGAUGAGGAGGAAGGUAACACUAUAAUUAAAACUGGUAAGAGAUCCCACAAGCCUCCUACAUAUUUAAAGGACUACGUGUUAAAUUGAAAUUGUGGUAAUAAUAAGUUAAGGUUGCCACUUGUUUAUAUUUGUAUUUUAGUUUUGUGUUUUAGUUUUGUACGAGGUAUUUUACUUAAAAAAAGGGAAGUGUAAUAUAUUAUGUUUAGGAUGUAAAAGAAGAAGACCAACGACAGACACAUGUCAGCGACGUAACGUCAUUCCGGCUAGCGUCAUGUAACUUAUAAGUUGUAGCUUCUUGAUUGCUAAUAAAGAUUUGUAUGAACAAUA